Messenger RNA from Stomoxys calcitrans (stable fly), 2836 nucleotides. RefSeq names its product V-type proton ATPase subunit C. Lineage: Eukaryota; Metazoa; Arthropoda; Insecta; Diptera; Muscidae. Gene Ontology annotation, cellular component: vacuolar proton-transporting V-type ATPase, V1 domain; lysosomal membrane. The transcript is spliced from 9 exons. Gene Ontology annotation, biological process: proton transmembrane transport. Gene Ontology annotation, molecular function: proton-transporting ATPase activity, rotational mechanism. The record is from RefSeq and is a predicted model, not a curated record. The coding region runs from base 191 to 1360 and encodes 389 amino acids.
AAAAAAAUUUGUAUGUUGAGUUUUUUUGGUCUUGGGUCGUCGUCGAUUGAUUUUUGUGGCGAAAAAAUUAAAUUCAACGCAAUUUUUCCGCACAAUCUCGGUCACAAAUACGGUUUGACAAACAAAAAAUAUAAACAAUACGUUUAAUCUGCGAUUGCCGUUGAAAAGCUUCAUAAAAUAAAUCAGCAAGAUGUCCGAGUAUUGGCUUAUCUCAGCCCCUGGCGAUAAAACCUGCCAGCAAACUUUUGAUACCAUGAAUAAUCUCACAAGCAAGCAAAAUAACUUGUGUAACAACUUUAAGUUCCAUAUUCCCGAUUUGAAGGUUGGUACUCUCGAUCAAUUGGUGGGUCUUUCCGAUGACUUGGGUAAAUUGGAUACUUAUGUUGAACAAAUUACCCGUAAGGUUGCCGCCUACUUGGGCGAAGUUUUGGAAGAUCAAAGAGAUAAAUUGCAUGAAAACUUGCUCGCCAACAAUAGCGAUUUACCCAAUUACAUUACACGCUUCCAAUGGGAUAUGGCCAAAUAUCCAAUCAAGCAAUCGUUGCGUAAUAUUGCCGAUAUUAUUUCCAAACAAGUUGGCCAAAUCGAUGCUGAUUUAAAGACCAAAUCCAAUGCAUACAAUAAUCUAAAGGGUAGUCUACAGAAUUUGGAAAAGAAGCAAACUGGCAGUUUGUUAACUCGCAAUUUGGCCGAUUUGGUCAAGAAGGAACAUUUCAUUUUGGAUUCCGAGUACUUAACUACGCUCUUGGUUAUUGUACCAAAAAUGUUGGCCAAUGAUUGGAUGGCAAAUUAUGAAAAAAUCACGGACAUGAUUGUGCCACGUUCAUCGACGUUGAUUACCCAAGACAAUGAUUACUGCCUGUACAAUGUUACCCUGUUCAAGAAGGUUGUUGAGGAGUUCAAGUUACAUGCCCGCGAAAAGAAAUUCAUUGUACGCGACUUCGUUUAUAAUGAAGAAGAAUUGGCUGCUGGCAAAAACGAAAGGACCAAAUUGAUAACUGAUAAAAAGAAGCAAUUUGGUCCCUUGGUAAGAUGGUUAAAGGUGAACUUCAGUGAAGCCUUCUGCGCUUUAAUCCACGUUAAAGCCCUGCGUGUCUUUGUUGAAUCCGUAUUGAGAUACGGCUUGCCUGUGAAUUUCCAAGCUAUUCUUAUUGAACCCAACAAGAAGAGCAUAAAGCGCCUGCGCGACAGCUUGAAUCAGUUGUAUGGACAUCUGGAUGGUGCUUCAGCCGGUGGCCAAUUAUCUGGAAGUGGUGCUGAUAAUGUGGAUAUCCCCGGCUUGGGCUUUGGUCAAGCCGAAUACUAUCCCUAUGUAUUCUAUAAGAUCAACAUCGAUAUGAUAGAAGUGGCCAAGAUGUAAGACCAGUAAAAUGUUGUUUUCCAGGAGCAAAGAAACCUACAUACAUGCAUACAUACAUACAUACUACUUGUUGCAAGUUAUUAAAGAUAAAACAAAUCUAAAAACAAAAUUCUUUAAUAAUUAUUUAGCUUAAUUUUUAAAAAACAAAACUUGUGUAUACAUAAAUGUAAUCAAAGAGGAAACCUGCAAAUCGUAUCUUAAUUAAACCACUAUUAUUAAUAAUAUAUAAUUAUGAUGAUGUAUGUAUUGUACAAAAACCCACAACACAACCAACAACUACAACAACAAUGAACCUAACAAAGAAACAACAGCAGUGAUAUAACAACAACCCUCAACAACCUAAACCUAAACCCUAACAACUGGCAGGUGAAUGUGAAUACAUAGCUGGCGGCGGCUUGUAAUUUCUCCCAUUUUAAUGCUAUUGUUUCAUUGUUUUUUAUUCUUGUUUUAAAAGAUAAGUUAGCUAUUCUAUUACUUUUGUCCACAUAUAUAAUUGUUAUUUCAUAUUUUAAAUAAGAAUUUUCCCCUUUAAACUUAAAAAUGAUAGAGAAGUCAAAGGAAAGAAUCAAAGUGCUAGUAACUAGAACUUUUUAAAUGUAAUUUGUUUUGUUUUGUUAACAGUAUUCUGUGUAUAAUUACGUAAAGAAAAUAAACAUAUUACCUAUAUUAAAAAAAAACAUUUUAAAAAAAUUUACCACAUAAAAGGAUUUUAAUGUUUUCAUUUGAAAAACUAUUCAGCAGAGUAAAAAUCACAAAAAUUUCAGUUUUUUACCAUAGAUCCAUAAACAAGACAAGGCUUGAUUUGGUUUUUAUAAUUUUGUUUUUGUUUCCCAUUGUUUGUUUUUACACAGAGAUGCAGACAGAUAUACCAUUUUAAGCACAAAAUCCUAUUGUUCUUUUUUCCAAAAUUUUAUUUUGUUUAUUUUAAAAUCAAAAUUUUCAUACAUAUAUCUUCUAUCAAUAGAAAGUAUACUACUAACCGCAUAAUUGUUGUUGUUGUUUAUUAUUAUUAUGACUAUAACUACAAGAAAGAACAAUAAAAAACUAAACUUACAUAAAUAAAUUAAAAAAAAAAACAAACAAACGAAUUGAAGACAAAUUCAAAAUUUCAAAAAAUGUUGAACCUACAAAUAUGCUAAAUUAUUUAUACACAACAAAAAAACAACAACUGAGGCAGAGCAUUAAUUAUAUUCAUAUAUCCAUAUAUUAGAACUAUUUUGAAUUUUGUGUAAAAAUAUAAAAUGAGAGUAACAACCUACCUUUUCAACAACACACACAAAAUACAUAUUUAGAUAUUUGCAAGUCAAAUGUUUUAUAGCUAACAUCAUAAAAUGAAACAUUUCAAAUAAUUCAACCAAAAUGCCAUCCUUGUAAAUAAUUAUAUAAAAAAAGAAACCAGAAAGAAAUGAAUCAAAAACAUUCCAAAUAAAGUUGUUUUCAAUAAAGUCAAACUCAUGCGAGUUGAUGUGAAUGAUU